Juglans regia (Persian walnut) is the source of this 4033-nucleotide messenger RNA. Its product is annotated as PH, RCC1 and FYVE domains-containing protein 1-like. Bases 380 to 3688 code for a protein of 1102 amino acids. Gene Ontology annotation, molecular function: metal ion binding. The transcript is spliced from 9 exons. The record is from RefSeq and is a predicted model, not a curated record. NCBI's taxonomy places the organism in Eukaryota, Viridiplantae, Streptophyta, Magnoliopsida, Fagales, Juglandaceae.
CUCUCCCCCGAUUGCAUUGGGUUCAUGUUCCUUUUGCAUGACCCAAACCGCUCAAUCUCUCGGAGAUCAUACACCUAUCUCCUGAUAAAAUCAUGCAUUGGUCAUCCAUUUUUUGACGGAUCGACAAGAUACUCCUUUUGAAUCAGUCAGUGAUCUUUGAGAUUUGAACCUCUACUGGUGGUUUCUUUUUUCCAUUUGUUCCUCAUUUGGCAAUCUGAUUUUGAGGGUGUGGGUAAUUUUGAUGAGAGGCCAAAGCAGGAGAAGAAAGCAUAUGCAUCUAUGAAGACUGGGGCACGCAAGUGGCCGCCGCAUUAUCGCCUGAUGCAGUUAUCGCUUGAGCUUCGUCCUCGUCGCCUUCCUAACGGUCUUUUCAGAUGGAAUGGCAGAUCCUGCUAGCCAUGGGAAAUAUGAGCGAGACAUUGAGCAAGCGCUCGUUGCUUUGAAAAAAGGCACUCAGUUAAUAAAGUACAGCCGGAAAGGGAAGCCUAAGUUCUGUCCAUUCCGAAUUUCGACGGAUGAAGCAACACUUAUCUGGUACUCACAUGGAGAAGAAAGGAGUCUGACAUUAUCUUCCGUUUCACGGAUUAUUCCUGGACAGAGAACUGCUGUUUUUAGACGAUAUUUGCGCCCUGAGAAGGAUUACUUGUCAUUUUCACUUCUAUAUAAUAACGGUGAACGAUCACUGGAUCUGAUUUGCAAAGACAAAGCUGAGGCAGAGGUAUGGUUUGCAGGCCUUAAGGCAUUAAUUUCUGCUGGACAACAGCAUUGUAGACGGACUAGAAGUGAUAUUCCAGAUCUCAAUAAAAAUGGUGACUUUAUUCAGGAUGGUCGUCCUUCUGCUGCAACACUAGACUUCACUUCAAAUAUUGCUCGAAGCAGGGCAUCUCUUGAGUGGAAUUCUUUUGAAUCUCCGUUGAAUUCACCAAGCUCAGAUGUGGUUUCAGUACAUCCAAAUAUGCAACUAAGAACAAGUUCUGGAGAUGGUGUCCGCUUUAGUGUUUCCAGCACUCCUAGCUGUUCUAGUGGAGGAUCUGGACCAGAUGACAUAGAAUUGUUGGGUGAUAUUUAUGUAUGGGGAGAGGUAUUGUGCGAUGGGGUUUUACCUGAUGGCUCUGUGAGCCCAAUUCCUUCAAAAACUGAUGUGCUGACUCCUAAGUCCUUGGAGUCUAAUGUUGUUCUUGAUGUUCACCAGAUUGCUUGUGGUGUGCGACAUGUUGCCCUCGUAACAAGGCAGGGUGAGGUUUUUACUUGGGGGGAGGAAUCUGGAGGAAGGCUUGGUCAUGGGAUUGAUAAAGACUUUAGUCACCCUCGUCUUGUUGAGUUCCUAGCAGUUACUAAUGUAGAUUAUGUUGCAUGCGGAGAGUAUCAUACAUGUGCUGUAUCUACAUCUGGUGAUUUAUUUACUUGGGGUGAUGGUACCCAUAAUGCCGGACUUCUUGGUCAUGGCACAGAUGUUAGCCAUUGGAUACCUAAAAGGGUUACUGGCCCGUUAGAAGGACUUCAGGUUUUAUCUGUUGCAUGUGGCACAUGGCAUUCAGCAUUGGCAACUUCCAAUGGAAAAUUGUUCACAUUUGGUGAUGGUACAUAUGGUGUUUUGGGACAUGGAGAUCGCAAGAGUGUUUCAUAUCCAAAGGAGGUCCAAUCAUUGAGUGGACUAAAGACUACUAAGGUUGCAUGUGGAGUCUGGCAUACUGCAGCCAUUGUAGAGGUCGUGGGCCAGUCUGGUUCAAAUGUUUCAUCUAAAAAGUUGUUCACCUGGGGUGAUGGUGACAAACAUCGUUUGGGCCAUGGAAGCAAGGAAGCUUAUCUUGUCCCCACCUGUGUCUCUUCACUUAUUGACUAUAACUUCCACCAGCUUGCAUGUGGACACACACUGACGGUUGCCCUCACUACAUCAGGCCACGUGUUUACAAUGGGUGCCACUGUAUAUGGUCAGCUAGGCAAUCCAUGCUCUGAUGGAAAGGUACCUUGCUUGGUACAAGAUAAACUAGUUGGUGAAUUUGUUGAAGAAAUAGCUUGUGGGGCAUAUCACGUUGCUGUCCUGACAUCUAGAAGUGAAGUAUACACUUGGGGUAAAGGUGCCAAUGGAAGAUUGGGACAUGGGGACAAGGAAGACCGCAAAUAUCCAACAUUAGUAGAAGCCUUAAAAGAUAGGCAUGUAAAGAAUAUAUACUGUGGCUCAAAUUUUACUUCAAGUAUAUGCAUCCAUAAAUGGGUAUCUGGAGCAGACCAAUCAGUUUGUUCUGGUUGUCGGCAGGCAUUUGGUUUUACUAGAAAGAGGCACAACUGCUAUAAUUGUGGACUGGUGCAUUGCCAUGCUUGUAGUUCCAGAAAAGCAUUGAGAGCAGCAUUGGCUCCAACUCCUGGCAAACCCCAUCGUGUAUGCGAUGCUUGCUAUGCAAAACUUAAAACUGCUGAGACUGGUAACACAUCUAAUGUGAGUAGAAAAAUUACAACCCCUCACCGUUCUGCAGAUUCCAGGGAAAAAUUAGAUAGGGGAGAGGUGAGGUCUUCAAGGAUUUUGCUAUCUCCCACUUCAGAACCUGUCAAAUAUCUUGAGAUCAAGUCAGAAAAGCCUGGGAGUAGAUCUGAUUCUCCUUCUAUAGGCCGGGCUUCUCAAGCUCCAUCACUCUUACAACUGAAAGAUAUUGCAUUUCCAAAUUCAAUUGGUGCUCUUCAAAAUGCUCUAAAGCCUGUAAUGCCAUCAUCAUCUAAUCCCACUAUUAACUCAAGACCUGCUUCACCAUACUUGAGGAAACCGAGCCCUCCACGUUCUCCCACCCCGACAUUUUCUAGGAGUCUUAUUGAUGGUCUCAAGAAGACAAACGAAUUCCUGAAUCAAGAAGUGUCAAAGUUGCAAAACCAAGUUAAAUAUUUGAAGCAAAAGUGUGACACACAAGACGUGGAACUUAAGAAUUUACACAGAAAUGCUAAACAAGCUGCAUCAUUAGCUAAAGAGGAAGCUUCCAAGUGUAGGGUAGCAAGAGAAAUUGUCAAGUCUAUUGCAGAACAGCUAAACGAAGUGAUAGAGAAGGUGCCUCCAUAUGUUUCUGACGAUGAAACAUUUAAAGCAAUUCAUUCUCAAGUUGAAGCUUUUCUAACCACAACUGCAACAUCUGAUAUAUCUUCCUCCCUGCCCAUAAGCUUAGAGUCUGACCAACAAUAUGCAUCUCAUAAAACAUCCUCAGUCAAUGAGUCUUCUAAAAUACAAGAAAAAAGGAUGCAAGACAGCGAUAUUGCAAGAGUUAUGGACUUGUCUGCGGGUGGGAGAAAUACUCUCCAGGAGAAUAACAGAUCAUCGACUUCUAAUGCAAUCGGUGCUCUAUCUCACCAAAGCUCAAACACUGGCUCAAGAUCUGAACUUUCAACAAUGAGGAAUGGAGAAAAAGAAGUUAUUGAACAAUUUGAACCCGGUGUCUAUGUUACUGUCAUUCUACGUCAAAAUGGUUCAAAGAUUUUCCACCGAGUGAGAUUCAGUAAAAGAAGAUUUGACGAACACCAGGCGGAGGAAUGGUGGAGUAAAAACAAAGAUAGAGUACUUAGGAGAUACAGUCCACCAACAGCAAGCCCUGCUUUGAUGGGUUCAUCCAGCACUCAAGCACCUGCUGAUGAAGGAUCAUCCAGCACUUCCAGCACUUCCGCACCUGGUGAUGAAAAUAAUGAGGCAUCAGAAUCUUCCGAAACUUAGUUUCAGCUCCUGCCAUAUAUGUGGUGAACUGCCUUGGAUUAGCAGCAUUAAGUAUCCACAGGGUUUAAACAUAUCCAUGCUCAGAACAAAUUAGGAAGACUUUAUUUGAGAAGAAUGGUAUAGCUUAACUGUAAUUCUUUCAUUCAUUUUAUUCUUUAAUUUAUCCCCCAACAUACUAAUUUUGAUAACCAGUGUUUACCAUUAAGGUUGUACAGUAGAUGAACUUCCUAGGAUUUUCACAAUGCCAUUGUAAAUCCUGUUCGUGUUGUUUUAUCCAAGACUGAAGUAUGUGUAUUGUGUGCAUCAUUGAACAGCAAAUCCCCUGAGGUGUUGGAAGAUAUUUUA